UCCUUCCAAAAGCCUCCUCAAUUUCUCACUCAACCCCCGCUUUGCUCCCUAUUUCUAAAAACGCUUACUUGAUCGAACUGAGGCAGCAAAGCUUGUAUCUGAGAGUCUAACGCCGUUAUUCCUCCGCCUACCGGCCGUCAACGGCGACGAUGGCCGGAGAGUUGCUCGGACGGCUCUGUAACGACGGUGGGUGGACGUACGGCGCGCUCUGGCGCAACGAUUGCGGUGAUCCGCGGUUACUUAUGUUGGGGGAAAGCUACCAUGAGGAACACAGUGGGAUGAUUUUUCAGGUGGUGGCCAAUCAGGUCCAUUUGAUUGGGCAAGGAGCCAUUGGAGAAGUAGCCAUGAGUGGAAAGCACAGGUGGAUAAAUCUUGAUGCAAUUUGUAUGGAGACAAGUGAGAACAGCUCUAGUGUCAAUCCAGACAUGUUCCAGGGUAGUGCUGAGUGGCAACAUCAGGUUUGGGCUGGAAUGAAGACAAUUGCAAUAAUCUCUCUUCCCCCAUAUGGAGUGCUUCAAUUUGGUUCCACCCAAAAGAUCCUUGAAAGUUCAGACUUCAUUGCACAAGCUCAGCAUUUACUUCGCCAGCUUGGAAUCAAACAACACGGCCUUGAAAACCAGUUCUAUGGUACACCUUCAAGUAAUUCGUUCGGCGCAUCUUCGAAAUCGACCAUGUGGCCUAUAGAUAUUAAUUCUUCCAAUUAUACGGGGAAUAAAAUUUGCCCCCCAAAGGCCGUAUCUGAACUAUUCGACAUAAUUCCAACAGCCUCAAAUUCUUCUAUUAUCCACUGUGUCACUGCAAAUCCAGCUGUUUGUGUCGCAUCUUCUCCGGUGGAUGCUCCUAAUCAGGCUUUUACAGAUAAUGACUUGUUUGAUGGCAUGGAAUUCAAUCCCGUUCCAAUGAUUUCGAGGAGAGAGUGUUGGGAUGACAUAAUUUUGCCAGUUUCUAGCAAUGGUUGCGCAGAUUUUAGUGCUGAUCUUUGGAACAGUGUAUCUGAAUUCGAAAUGAGCUCAGUUACUGGUCCUGCCAAAGGGUUGUUUUCAGAUUCUAGCAGUUUUGAAGAGCUAUUGGAUGCUGUUAAAAUAUCAACUACGACUAAACACGGCCACGGAGAUGCUGAAAUCCCCAAAGCAUCACCGUCCAAAUGUGAUGUGGAGGAAAUGAUGCGAGUAUCUAUAAUUAAUGAUGUUUGUAGUGUCAAUGCUGAAGGUCCUGCAAUUCAUCAGCCCGAGAAACCAGAGGAAUCUGCCAAACCGGUUAGAAAAAGGGCGAGACCUGGGGAGAAUACUCGUCCGAGGCCUAAAGAUCGUCAGCAGAUACAAGAUCGUGUAAAAGAGCUGCGAGAAAUUGUUCCUAAUGGUGUGAAGUGCAGCAUCGAUUCUUUGUUGGACCGAACUAUUAAGCAUAUGCUCUUCUUGCAAAGCAUAACAAAAUAUGUUGACAAGCUCAAACUACCCGGCGAGCCCCAGUUAAUAGGUGAAGAGAGUGGAGUUGUUCUAAAAGACAAUACAAAUGGUCAAGAAGGUGGAGCUACUUGGGCCUAUGAAGUAGCUGGGCAAACCAUGGUGUGCCCAAUAUUGCUUCAAGAUGUUUAUCCUUCAGGGCAGUUGCUUGUUGAGGUAAAAAAAAUGCUUAUUUCAUCUUUUAUAUUCAAGUUGACCUGCAUCUUACAAGUUUCUCAUUGCCCACAGAUGCUCUGUGAAGAACGAGGAUUGUUUCUCGAGAUAGCAGAAGUUGUUCGCGGAUUUGGUUUGACCAUCUUGAAGGGAAACAUGGAGAUUCGCGAUCGAAAGGUCUGGGCGAGAUUUCUAGUGGAGGCAAACAGAGAUGUUACAAGAAUGGAUGUAUUUCUGUCUCUAGUACAGUUUCUGCAACAAAAAAGUAGCUUUCGAUUCAGUGAGUCACAUAAAACGACCAUCUCAACUGGAGUUAGUUCAUUGACUGCUUGCAAACGACGAUCCCUGGCUCCGAUUCCGAUGGGUCUGGCUGAUAAACUUCGCUGACCAUUUUGUUAGGAUGAUCUAGAAUUCGUUGAAUUUAUACUAGUUGAAUGUGCAUUUGGUGGGCUCCUGCAGGCUGCUUAUCCAUUGUAGUGUCUAUUUCAGAGCUGUAGCAGAGUUUAAUAUGUUUAACAAUUAUUUCAUAUCUUUGCCUAUAGAUGUUCAUUGUUGUUGUGCAAUAGAUUUUGUUGAAAUGUUCUAAAAAUUUUUGAAGUUAUAUUAAAUUUAUUUUCAUGUUUGUUGUAGAUUCAAGUUCGACCUUUGACAACAUUCUAGGGUUCCUAGAAGGUGUUUAGGAGAUGGAUAUAGCGAGGAAGUGGUUGUGGAAUAACAAGAGAAUGAGAAAAUGCGAGGUCAAACUGUUUGAAAGGGGAUAAGAGGCAUAUGACGACCAUCCAGGCUAAAAACAUUGGAGAGAAUACCGGCUUCAAUGACGCACGGUUGCCGAGGGUGCAAGGAAGAAGAUAGAAUAGAGCUAAAAAUCAGAAACUAAAAUCUCCAAUUAUACAAAACCAAAGCAAAAGUCUUCAAGAACAAGAAAUAACAAAGACAUAGAUAGCUCCCUCUCAAAAUAACCCUAACUCUAACUUAAGAGCUCUGUUUGUAAGGUGUGGAGAUCCCUUGGUGACGAUACUGUUUCUUCACUUUCAAAGUUAAGGUACGUAGAUUGAGUAAAGACCAAUAAAAAUAUAGUUGCAUCACAAUGUUGAUUGAUGGCUUUAGCUAGGGGUGUAAUUGAACCAAACAAACUCGUGAGCCAACUUGAGCUCGACGAAGUGGCUUGUGAACUGAGCUCGAUAAGAUAAUAA
Molecule: messenger RNA, 2809 nt
Organism: Phalaenopsis equestris
Lineage: Eukaryota; Viridiplantae; Streptophyta; Magnoliopsida; Asparagales; Orchidaceae
Product: transcription factor EMB1444-like
Exons: 9
Coding region: 150-2003 (617 amino acids)
Biological process (GO): regulation of DNA-templated transcription
Molecular function (GO): protein dimerization activity; DNA-binding transcription factor activity
Source: RefSeq, a predicted model, not a curated record